Messenger RNA from Fusarium odoratissimum NRRL 54006, 2019 nucleotides. RefSeq lists its product as uncharacterized. The record is from RefSeq and is a predicted model, not a curated record. The coding region runs from base 1 to 2019 and encodes 672 amino acids. The transcript has 2 exons. Gene Ontology annotation, biological process: DNA-templated transcription; positive regulation of transcription by RNA polymerase II. Gene Ontology annotation, molecular function: zinc ion binding; DNA binding; DNA-binding transcription factor activity, RNA polymerase II-specific. NCBI's taxonomy places the organism in Eukaryota, Fungi, Ascomycota, Sordariomycetes, Hypocreales, Nectriaceae.
AUGGAUCCGCCUGCCAAACCCAAACGCACAAGAGUCAACAAACACAAGCGCGUCUCAAGAGCCUGCAAUUACUGCCGUGCUCGUAAGCACAGAUGCGAUGGCAGCCACCCAACCUGCUCGCGAUGCUCGGCCAUCCAUUACCCAUGCAGCUACGGCCCCGACUCCAAGAAGCGUGGGUUGACGACGGGAUAUGUGAGGGCUCUGGAACUACUUUGGGCACUUGUCUUCACCGUCGUUCCUAAUAGCAAGGCUGUAGUCCAAGAGCUCUUGCCAGAUAUCCAGUUUGCCCUAGAUUCGCGAUCCAGAUUGGUCUUGAACAGCAGGCUUGUCAGAGAUUACGAGACACUCAGACAAGCUUGGGACGGUAGUGAUAUCCAAGAAGAAUUGGAUCAGCUGUUGUCGAAUAUUCAGCAAAGGAACGACUCCGGUGCAAAUUCCGUGGCUUCCGUCAAGGCUGAAGCCUCCACUCCCGACCUCGCCCCUCGUGUCAAGGCAUUCGAGGCUGUACAGACUUCAACGCCAGCCAAUGACGCUCGGGAGGUCUCAGACCCCAUGGAUACCGACAGGGCCAACACGCCUUCCUCUCAUGACGCGUCAGUGCCCCAACCGGCUCCAUGGAACGACGUAUCAUCCCCCGCGUCUGCUCAGCAGGUACGGCGCUUAAUUGAUAUAUACUUUGCCCAUACCAACUGUUGGCUCCCGAUGGUCCAAAAGCACAAGAUGCUGGAGUUGUUGUAUUCGCCGUCAAGAGACGAUCGGGCAGAAGAGGGAAAUAUGGCCACUCUAUGGGCUGUUGUUGCUUAUGCUUCCCUUCAAGAUACCCGUAACCAUACUGGAGCAUCUGAUGGUGAAUCUGCUCUUCCUCCUCCCGAAAUAAUCUAUUCCAAGGCGAGACAACGGAUACCUAACGAAGAUGCGCGACUGUCAGGCUACGUUCAAGCUUUGCUUAUCCUGGGCCUUUUCAAAAUGGAUCAGGAAGAUCUUGUGUCUUCAUGGCACUUGAUUGGCCAAGCAGUGAGGAUUUGUCUUCAUCUCGGUACCGCGCCUUCUACCAGCAACGGCUCCAAUGCCGCAAAUGUCGAUGAUGACAAUCAGAAGCGGCUUCUCCUAAGUUGCUUUAUACUCGAUACUCUCGUAUCAUGUCGUUUGCGCAAGCCACCAUAUCUCAGGACAGGAGAUUUAUGUUUCUCCCCGAAGCUCGCAGAAACAGGUCCGAAUGAAUGGGAACCGCAGAACGUAACUUCUACAAGUUUGGGCAACACCAACUCCAUGAACCAGCCUUCGCGGGUCUUAAGUAUCUUCAACUGCUACGUCAGCUUAAUAUGCAUCCUAAACGAUGCCAUGUCGAAUCGACAAUCUUCAAACAGGCCUUGCACCAAAAGUCUACUAGCAUUGAAUCGCUGGUAUGAUGGACUUCCACAACAUUGUCAGAUUUCGCCAUUGCCUGGCAAGGUUCAGCUGGGAACGGCACCGCACCUAACACCGCAACUUUACAACCUUCACCUCGCCUUCGCGAGCACUGAUAUGCACCUCAGAUCACAUCUUGCUGCCACAAACGGGCUACCGAGUACACAAACUACAGGAUUAGCAGGCCUGUCUAUGGGAUAUCUCAUAGCAGCUUUUGUGAAGGAGUUUGGUGUAGCUAACAUGCCCGCUAUAUUCAAGAUUUACCAAGACCUUGGACGCAGAAGAGUCUUCAGACCUGUGCGGCAGGACCAUUUUGUUGAUCUAGUGGUCUCGAGUGAGCCUUCUCCUAAUUUACUACCGACACCUCCGGAAGUCUGUGAAACAGACUCUGUUGGUACUAAUAGGCUAGAACGGCCUUCUGCGGUGUCAUUGACUCGCCAAGUUGAGGAGCCGGCUACUAAAUCUCAUGCACCGACAUCAAUUGAAAAUUUGGACGAAUACGAUAUAGAAACCUGGGGCAAGAUAUUUGGUACAGCAGAGUUGGGCGAAGCAGGCAUACCAACCCAGCAGGACAUAGAGAGUCUAGACUACUUGAAUGGGAUGGCAUGGUAA